Molecule: messenger RNA, 336 nt
Organism: Iphiclides podalirius (scarce swallowtail)
Lineage: Eukaryota; Metazoa; Arthropoda; Insecta; Lepidoptera; Papilionidae
Source: the annotation of a GenBank genome assembly
AUGGUCGUGGGCUGUGGCGACGGGCUCUCGCCCGCUGAGGAGUCGCCCCCGACGCAAUCUGCGCCCCGGCGACAGCUGUCGGGGAAUUGGCCUAAUUUACCAGCGGCCGAACGCCGCAAUAGGCGGGCGCCGGCGCCGGCCGCAUUAGGGCCCGCGACGAGACAACGCUUGCACAUUAGCCCCUCGCGGCGCGCCGGCACCGCCGCGGACGCCCCAAGCGCCCACGCGCGCCAACCCACAAUCGACUCUGGCGACGCGCAAUUGGGCGCCUUUUGGCACGCAGUGCCGUGGCGGAUGAGGCCUUGUCGCGCUAGCCACGAUCGCCAGAGCUCGCGC